Belonocnema kinseyi is the source of this 1502-nucleotide messenger RNA. RefSeq names its product carbonic anhydrase-related protein-like. The transcript is spliced from 13 exons. The record is from RefSeq and is a predicted model, not a curated record. Gene Ontology annotation, molecular function: carbonate dehydratase activity; zinc ion binding. Bases 69 to 1502 code for a protein of 477 amino acids. NCBI's taxonomy places the organism in Eukaryota, Metazoa, Arthropoda, Insecta, Hymenoptera, Cynipidae.
UUACAAUUUAUUCAUCACAUUACUGGAUCUUCUAGAGAAUAAAGAAACAAAUUUUAAAGAGAUUUGAAAUGAAGCAACUAUGCUUGACAGCGACUAUUCUUUUGGGUCUUAUUGUAGGAACGAACACAUUCAGUUACAAAGAGGCUAAAAAUUGGGGAAAACAAUAUCCCGAAUGUAAUGGAAAACACCAGUCUCCCGUAAUUUAUACGCCAAUUGGCCAAGAGGGUUUUCCAAACAUUAGUAAAAUAUUGAGACUUACAGACUUCCAAAAAUUACCCAAAAAAUUGACUAUGAAGAAUAAUGGUCACACUGUGGAAAUGAAAGCCGAUUGGAAUGGAAAACCUCCAAGCUGUACUGGCGGACCCCUCCAUGGAAACUACGUAUUUGAAAAAGCCACUUUUCAUUGGGCCCCAAAAAAGUGGGCUGAAGAAGUUGAUGCUACCGCUCAGGAAGAAGAUUCAUUUUUGUACGACAUUUAUAUGGAGAUGCACUUGUUCUUUUAUAGAACAGAUUUGAAAUCAUUUGAGAAAGCUCAAAAACAAAAGGGCGGUCUUGCAGUGUUUAAAAUGGCGUUCCAGAGCAGAUUUCUAAAUCCCGAACAUUUGUUUGACAACCUGGAAAAAAAAUUGCAUAAGGUGCAAUCUCCAAAUUCAACAACAGAGAUAACCCCGUUUCGCUUAUUAAGUCAUUUCGAUGAUUUAUAUACACCAUUUAUAUUUUACGAAGGUUCAUUAGAUUAUCCACCCUGCUUGGAAUCUGUAACUUGGUUCAUAUAUGAAACUGGUACCGCUAUCAAGGAAAGUCUGGUAAAGGAAUUCAGGAAAAUAAAGUUGGCCAAUGGAGACGUGUCAAAUGUUCGACCUACCCAGCCGCUAAACAAACGUCAGGUUAAGAUAGUGUUUACUCACAAUAGGAUCGCUAUGGAGAUGCACGUGUUCUUUUAUAGAACAGAUUUCAAAUCAUUUAAGAAAGCUGAAACACAAAAGGGCGGUCUUGCAGUGUUUAAAAUGAAGUUCCAGACCGGAUUUCUGAAACCCACAGAUUGGCUUGACGACUUGUCAAAAACCUUACACAAGGUUAAAUCUCCAAAUUCAACAGCAGAGAUAAAACCGUUUCCCUUAUUAAAUGAUUUCGAUAACGCCUAUACAUCAUUUCUAUUUUACGAAGGUUCUUUGGAUUAUCCCCCUUGCUCAGAAUCUGUAACUUGGUUCACAGUUGAAGUUCCUGUCCAGAUCAUUGAUAGCGUUGUAAAAGAAUUCAAGAAAAUAAAGUUGGCUGAGGGAGACGUGUCAAAUGUGAGACCUAUGCAGCCCCUUAACAAGCGUCAAAUUAAGUAUGUGGCUAACAAUAAUAAUAUACGGAGAAUCAAAAUGAACCAGCUACAUUUGAUAGCGACUGUUCUUUUGGGUCUUAUUUUAGGAGCGAACGCAUUCAGUUAUAAAGAUGCUGAGAACUGGGGGAAAAAUAUUCCAAGUGUAAUGGACUACAUCAAUCUCCAAUGA